GAACAUGGCUCUUGUAGGCUAGGACCAUCAUAUAUUAUUUUGUUUUGUAGUAAUACCAAUUCAAAAAAUUAACAAAAAGUUGAAACGCGCGGCUCGGCAAAACGGCAGACGCGUUGUUUGUACAGUGCUUGGCUUACCUUCCUUCUCUCCUUCAUGGCCUUUCCACAAGCUGCAAGUCGUUUCCUCGUGCCCCUUGGCUUGGCCGUUGCCGUUGCGCAAGCCAGUAUCUACGAUGUCCCAGGUGGUUUCCGCGCAGUCAUGUUUGACCGCUUUUCUGGUGUAAAGGACAAGGCCACCAGUGAAGGCACCCACUUCCUCGUCCCAUGGCUGCAGAGAGCAAUCUUGUAUGACUGCCGGAUUAAACCCCGUAAUAUUUCGACAACCACCGGUUCAAAAGACUUGCAAAUGGUCUCCAUCACACUUCGUGUCUUGUCCAGACCAGACGUCGAGCAUCUACCUCGCAUUUACCAAAGCCUUGGCUUGGACUAUGACGAACGUGUCCUACCCUCCAUCGGGAACGAAGUCCUAAAGGCUAUCGUGGCACAGUUUGAUGCUGCUGAAUUGAUCACCCAGCGUGAGGUGGUCUCGUCGAGAAUACGUGCAGACUUGCUACAACGUGCCGGCGAGUUUAACAUCAAGCUCGAGGAUGUGUCUAUCACGCAUCUGACAUUCGGAAAGGAAUUCACUCAGGCUGUUGAAGCCAAGCAAAUCGCACAGCAAGAUGCCGAGAGAGCCAAGUUCAUCGUUGAAAAGGCGGAGCAAGAGCGUCAGGCCGCCGUUAUUCGUGCAGAAGGUGAGGCAGAAGCAGCAGCAACGAUUUCAAAGGCCAUGGACAAAGCCGGAGACGCCUUCAUUGCACUGCGUAAAAUAGAGGCAAGCAAGGCUAUCGUGCAGAGCUUGGCUGCCAAUGGGAAUGUGACAUAUAUUCCGAGCAAUGGUGUCUUAUUAAACGUACCUACAAAGUAGUCUAUCUACAAAGUUCUACUACUACUACCAUUGAAUUGAAAUCGGCGAUGACCGUGGGAUGAAUUCCCAUGGAUGAUGUGGUGAAAAAUGGGAUUGUAAAG
Molecule: messenger RNA, 1067 nt
Organism: Suillus subaureus
Lineage: Eukaryota; Fungi; Basidiomycota; Agaricomycetes; Boletales; Suillaceae
Product: band 7 family-domain-containing protein
Exons: 9
Coding region: 154-966 (270 amino acids)
Biological process (GO): mitochondrion organization
Cellular component (GO): membrane; mitochondrion
Source: RefSeq, a predicted model, not a curated record